Molecule: messenger RNA, 3832 nt
Organism: Electrophorus electricus (electric eel)
Lineage: Eukaryota; Metazoa; Chordata; Actinopteri; Gymnotiformes; Gymnotidae
Gene: nacc2l
Product: NACC family member 2-like
Biological process (GO): regulation of transcription by RNA polymerase II
Molecular function (GO): RNA polymerase II cis-regulatory region sequence-specific DNA binding; DNA-binding transcription factor activity, RNA polymerase II-specific; protein binding
Source: RefSeq, a predicted model, not a curated record
UGUGCCUAUAGCUUCUUGCUCCCUCCCUGUGACAUACAGUAGAUGGUGCAUCGAUUGCACGCAGACGCUCGCCUUCCCUCUUGCUAGGAAGUCCUGUGUAGGGAGGAGAGGACGGAUUGAGACACAUCUCUCUCUCUCUCUCUCUCUCUCUCUCUCUCUCUCUCUCUCUCUCUCUCUCUCUCCCUCUCUCUCUCCCCCUCUCUCUCGCUCUCUCUCGCUCUCCUUCGUUCUGCUGAGCUAAUGUGAGGAGCUCGUCUGCCUUCUCUCUCCCAUCAAGGAGGAUCCUGCUGUAGAGAUGCCCACUGGGAAUGUCCCCUCUCUCCGUCGUGUGGAGAUCUGAAGCCAGUGCAAUGUCUCAGCUGCUGCAUAUGGAGAUCCCCAACUUUGGCAGCGUGGUGCUGGACAGCCUGAACGAGCAGCGGCUGCUGGGCCAGCACUGUGACGUGGCCAUCAUGGUCAAUGGGCAGGCCUUCAAGGCCCACCGUGCCGUGCUGGCCGCCAGCAGCCUCUACUUCCGUGACCUCUUCAGCGACAGUAGCCAGGCACUGUUCGAGCUGCCCUCGUCUGUGGCUCCAUCGUGCUUCCAGCAGAUCCUCUCUUUCUGCUACACGGGCCGCAUGACGGUGACAGCCAGCGACCAGCUCAUGGUCAUGUACACGGCGGGUUACCUGCAGAUCCAGAACAUCGUGGAGCGCGGCAUGGACCUGAUGUUCAAAGCGAGCGCGCCGUUCUGCGACUCGCAGACAUCCGCCGUGGACGACCCCCCCAGCCCGAACAACAGUGGCGGUGGUGGAAACAACAAUAACAACUCCUCCCUGUUGCUAGGCGACCAGCCCACGGCCGUUUGCAAAAUAAAGGAGGAGAGGCUGGAGACCCCAGUGUGCGCUCAGAGCGGGGAGCUCAAGCAAGCCGAGGAUGACGGUAAGGGACUGAGGGGCAGGUCUUCACGGGGGAGCGCGCUCUUCUACACGAGCGGCGGUGGAGGGACGGCAAACGGUACGCUGAGCGCGCUUCAUCCUUUCGAGCACACCUCCAGGGACCACUCCAGCCCUGGGGCUUCCAGCCUGCCCACCACGGACAGUCCCACGUCCCAUCAGAACGAGGAGGAGGACUUCGAAGAUGACUCGUAUGACAACCUUGCCGGCGGGAAGAUCUACGGUGUCUCGGCCGCUCUCUAUGGCAUGCAUGAGAAAAUGGAGGUGUCCUCCCUGCCUCCUUCCCUGGAGAGCCGCUUUGGCGUGCUGCUCGGAGGUGACAGAGAAGCUCUGCCUGCCGGACUGAUCAGCCAGAUUGGUUACCGCUGCCACCCUGCCCUGUACACAGAGGGCGAUCCAGGAGAGAGGCUGGAGCUCAUCGCAGGAUCUGGUGUGUUUAUGACACGGGGGCAGCUGAUGAAUUGCCACUUGUGUGCUGGGGUCAAGCACAAAGUCCUGCUUCGCCGCCUGCUCGCUGCUUUUUUUGACAGGAACACAUUGGCAGACAGCUGCGGGACAGGCAUCCGCUCAUCUAACUGUGAUCCAAAUCGCAAACCCCUGGAUAGCCGCAUACUGAACACAGUCAAGCUCUACUGUCAGAACUUUGCCCCAAACUUCAAGGAGAGUGAGAUGAACGUGAUCGCCGCAGACAUGUGCACCAAUGCCCGCCGGGUCCGCAAGCGUUGGCUUCCCAAGAUCAAGUCCAUGCUUCCUGAGGCCAUCGAGGUGUACCGCGGCUCCGUGGUUCUGGGCCAGGUGGACGCCGCCGCUCAACCCAGCCCUGCCUUCCCCUUCGAGGCUGAAUUCAAGCACUUGGCCCAGUCUAACCUGACACUGGAGCAGCACCUCUAUGGAGACUGCAGAGAGACACUGAGGAACGGCACUAACUUCCCCGGUGCCAGCACAGAGGAUCGGGCCGGCACAGAGGCGGGCAAAGCCGACCCGCUGCGAGCGCGGGCCGGGGACGACUCGGAGGAUGCGCCAGCGAGGCACCAGGAGAGCUCAGAGAGGGCAGGGACUGUGCUCGCACUCAACCCAGCCAGCAAGAGGGCAGACGGGGAAGGGCCAGCCGGCAGCCCCAAGACCCCUCAAGAGGAGCUAAGUGGAGAGAGACCCCUGGUGGAAGAGCAGUGAGUGCCUCUUCUUCACACGACUCGAACCUGUACUACUGUUUGACCGGGUAAAGGACCACUGGCGCUCAUUACAUGGCUUGUGCCAUCUAAACAACAUGUCAAAACGCUGCACGAUGGGGGAUGAUGGACAUGCAACAGUUAUCCUGGAUAGAGCAACAAACUUCAAAGCCAAAUACAUCAAUUUGCAAAGAGUUGUAAGAGAUUAAGCAGCCAUUUAUCAUAAGUAUGUUACUCUCGUUCUCUUACACGUACGCGUGCGCACACACACACACACACACACACACACACACACACACAUUUGCACACACUCACGCUGGCAUCCUACAGUGUGGGUAAUUAUGCAUGUGAUGCUCAGCAUUUUACUGAUUACUCAGAACUACACAGACCAUAUAAACGUUCACAGACCUCUGCAUGGUAAGAAAAAAGUCAAACAAGCAAAGGAUAACAAACACCUGUUCAUUAACCCAACACACAUGCUUUAGCUAUCAAAGUUAUCCUGCUGGACUGUAGCAGGAGGAGGAGAAGAGCAGAGAGCUGCUUUACUGGGAAAGAGCCCAGUGUGGGACUGCUGACUUGAACACAGAGUAGGAAGCAGAACAGAGAACAACAGUCCUCUGGAGCGAGAAAGGCUGGGCUCUUACUUUCUCCUCCCAUGCUUUUUUUGCCCCACACACACACACACCCACCCACCCCCCCACUGCCACCCAUUCGCUCAGACUGAAGCUGCUGUAUAGUACAUGCUUGCCUGGGUUUUGCGAGUCAGCUGGUCUGGAAAAUUGAAAUACUGACGGUUUUAGAAGUGAAAUAAAGGAAAGUAUUAUUUUGAGGGACAUAUUGGUAUUGCUCCUUAUACUGGUAUUGCUCCUUGCAACAAAAAUGAAGUAUAUAUUUACAGAUCAGAUAAUGCCAUAAGAGAGUAGUCCUGAUCUUUUUAAAAAAUGUUUAUUAUUCUUUUAUUCUGUUUCCAUUCAUGCAUACAUGAUUGCCUGAUUUAAUUUCGCAUGAUCAGUUCUGUUGCCUCUUCAUGACCUAAUGUGUGUAUGACUAGUGAAUAUUUAAAGUGUGUAAGCAAUCAGUUUAACACAUGAUUGGGUUCCCUUCUCUCUGUAUGCUAAGUUGCUGAAUGAGUAGGUUUGGUAAAACAAGCAACAUAAAUAUGAUUGUACCUGCUCAGCAUGAGCACAUGACAAGAUCGCGUUACUUUCAGAAGAGCAGAAUAUCAUGCAUGUUAACUUCAGCGGGAGAUCAGGAAAUGCAUGACAUAUGCGUCUUUGGCCAAAAUGAUAAACAUAUUGAUUAGAAAACUGAUUGGCUCCCGAGGUGGGCUUACAGAGAUCAUACGGCGUAUAAGGAUGGGUUGUUUUUUUAAGCAGACAAGAAGAAGGAUACAAGAAAGAGAUAAGCCUUAAUGAGUUAAUGCUACCAUGACCAUCACCAAAGUCUAUGAGAAUGCUUCCUUUCCUCUGCAAAGACAGCAGACUGGCACGAUCACUAAGGAGGAGGGGAGAAAGAGGUUCAUUUUCAUUAUUGGUGUUGCUCAAGGCUUGAAUGAUGAGCUGAAUGUUUCGUGGACUGAUCAUUCUGUUUACUGUCAUCCUGCUGUUUUUUCAGUUUUUUAAAAUUUAUUUAUUCCCAGUUAAUUACUUUUUGUGAAUCAAUAAUGGUUCAAUCAUCAUAAAAAUUGCUGCUGUCAGAUGAGUUCUUUAAAUAAAUCUGGUGAAGCCA